Messenger RNA from Staurois parvus, 609 nucleotides. The record is from the annotation of a GenBank genome assembly. NCBI's taxonomy places the organism in Eukaryota, Metazoa, Chordata, Amphibia, Anura, Ranidae.
AUGUAAUACCCUGCUGUCUGGCCUGGUAUAAGUACAUGUUUCAGAAGGAUGAGUAUUGUAUCCUGAUCCUGGGCCAGGGACAAUGCUGGCAAAACAACUUUUCUGGAACAAACCAAAAUCAGAUUCAGCAAAAACUACAAAGGGAUGAACCUCGCCAAAAUCACCACCACAGUUGGUCUGAACAUCGGCACCAUCGAUGUGGGAAAAGCCAGACUUAUGUUCUGGGAUCUCGGAGGGCAGGAGGAGCUGCAAUCUCUUUGGGAUAAGUAUUAUGCAGAAUCUCACGGAGUGAUCUACGUCAUUGAUUCCACAGACGAGGCACGACUGUCUGAGUCAAAGCGAGUUUUGGAGAAAAUAAUCAGCAGUGACGUUUUGGAAGGAGUCCCCAUCCUGGUUCUGGCGAACAAGCAGGAUGUGGAGGGUUGCCUGUCCAUUCCAGAUAUCAAAACUGCCUUUAGUGACUGUAUCAACAAGAUUGGAAAAAGGGACUGUCUCACCCAGGCAUGCUCUGCCCUUUCCGGGAGGGGCUUGAAUGAAGGCGUGGAGUGGAUGGUAAAGUGUGUAGUAAGAAAUAUUCACCGUCCCCCAAGACAGAAGGACAUCACAUAG